AUUUAGUAAGACACAUGGAACGGCUGACAUGGAGUUUAUAGCCGCACACCAAUCAUACACUUCAUUUGCUGUUAUGGUUUGCCUUCUUGACCAUCUCAAAAUUCUGAAUUCUGAAGUUGGUCGUUUGGUACUUUCUACUACAAUUGUAGCUGAUUUGGUGGGUCUGAGUUUCUCCUUGAUAAUUACUGUUAUUGAAAAUGUUCGAAGCCAGGGUGCUUUGAAUGGCUUGAUGACUUUUGCUAUGGCGAUUGGAUCGUUGGUCCUUAUUGUGUUUUUGUUUCGUCCUGCGAUGCUCUGGAUUGUUAGGUCUACACCAAGUGGGAGGCCUGUGCCGGAUGGAUACAUAUGCAUCAUCAUUCUAUUGGUGCUUGUAUCUAGUGUAACUUCUAACAUUAUGGGACGAACCGUUUAUUCAGGACCAUUUAUCUUGGGUUUGACUGUGCCUGAAGGACCACCUUUAGGAGCCAGUCUAGUGAAGAAACUGGAUAGCAUUAUUACAUCGGUUUUCGUUCCGCUCUUUGUCACUAUUUCUGUGAUGAAGGUUGAUCUUUCAUUCCUUUACUACGAUGGAGAAUUUUUGAUCCAUUCUAUUAUUGUGAUCUUUAUAUCCAGUAUUGGAAAAUUGGCUGUUUCUGUUGGUACUGCUCUAUAUUUCAAGAUGUCUUCUCAUGAUGCCUUGGCAUUUGGCCUCAUAAUGUGUAGCAAAGGCAUUGUAGAGCUUGCUGCUUGCUCUUACUUUUAUGACAGCAAUUUAUUAUAUGAGCAGACUUUUGCAGUGUUAAUUGCUGAUAUUUUGAUUUUCUCGAUACUGAUGCCGAUGGUCGUGAAAUGGUUCUAUGAUCCUUCAAGAAAAUAUUCUCACUACCAGAAAAAGAACAUUCUCAAUUUGAAGCCUGAUGCUGAGUUGAGCAUACUAGGAUGCAUUCAUACGCAGGAUGGUCUUCCUGUUUUGCUUAACCUUCUCGAUGCAUCAUGCCCAACCGAGGAGUCUCCUAUUUCUCUUUAUGCUCUUCACCUUGUAGAAUUGGUUGGUCGAGCUACGCCGGUUUUCAUCACACAUGAGCUUCAUGAACAAAAAAGUUCAUCCGAAGUGAUGGUCUCAGAUAGUAUUAUUCAAAUGCUUCGCAAGUACGAAAUGAGGAACGAAGGUGUUGUAUCGAUUGAGGUAUUCACAGCAAUUGCUCCGAUGAAACUAAUGCACGACGACAUCUGCACCGUAGCGGUUAACAAGCUCACUUCCAUUAUAAUUCUUCCAUUUCAUCGAAGAUGGACAAGAGAAGGAUUCGUGGAUUCAGAGGAUAGCACAAUAAGGGCAUUAAAUUGCCAAGUCCUUGAGCGAGCACCGUGCUCAGUGGGAAUCCUCAUUGACCGUGGCCAUCUUUCGAGCUAUCGUUCGUUUGGAGGUUCUUGUGCAUCGUUAUUACAAGUUGCAAUGGUUUUUCUUGGUGGUCAAGACGACAGGGAAGCAUUUUCGUUUGCUAGACGCAUGGUUAAAGAGGUGAGUAGUGCUCAACUCACAGUGAUACGGUUAAUUGCAGAAGAUGAGAGCAUAAGCCAUUGGGAGAUGGUUCUUGACACGGAACUGUUGAACGACGUGAAGCAUAGUUUUGUAGGGGGCGAACCUUUCAGAUAUGUGGAAAGGAGAGCGGAUGAGGGAUCAGAGACAGCAACAAUAAUAAGAUCUAUUGGUGAUGAAUAUGAUCUUAUCAUAGUUGGAAGAAGAGAAGGAAUUGAUUCACCACAAACUUCAGGUUUGAUGGAAUGGAAUGAGUUUCCUGAACUUGGGAUCAUUGGAGACAUGCUUGCCUCUGCUGAUUCACAUUUUAAAGCCUCCACCUUGGUGGUUCAACAACAACAACAAUGGUCAUUCUAUAAACAAUGAUCAAUCAAUUACAUCCAUUUUUAGUGUUUUUAUUUUGGUAUAAUUUAAGAGCAAUACUUGAGUGUAUUCUUGGUUGUACCCGUCUUUCUGCAACACACUCCAAUUAUACCCAACAAAAAAAAUUGAGAAACUGUAAUUGGGCAAUAAAAAGAGUUGCAAAAAGAUAGGUGGAGCUAAUGUUGUACCAACAUUCUUUUUUUCAUUCAUAUUUUAAUGUAUCAUAGUUUUAGGCCAUAUUGUUGAUUGGAACAAAUCUAUUUUUUACCUUUCUGAAGUUGUUCUUUACACGGUGGUCUUCAAUUAA
This is a messenger RNA of Cucumis sativus (cucumber), 2186 nucleotides long. RefSeq names its product cation/H(+) antiporter 4-like. NCBI's taxonomy places the organism in Eukaryota, Viridiplantae, Streptophyta, Magnoliopsida, Cucurbitales, Cucurbitaceae. Gene Ontology annotation, biological process: regulation of pH; proton transmembrane transport. The coding region runs from base 29 to 1882 and encodes 617 amino acids. The transcript is spliced from 2 exons. Gene Ontology annotation, cellular component: endomembrane system; membrane. Gene Ontology annotation, molecular function: antiporter activity. The record is from RefSeq and is a predicted model, not a curated record.